AUGGACAGGAGGAAGAUUGUAAAGGUUGAAGAGAAAGCAGCUUUAAAAAAUAAAGUGGAGAAGGCUGUGAAAGAAGAACUUGAGCGUCUUAAAAAAUCAUCUGGCUCGGUUUUUGAUAAUGAUGGCAGUCGGGAUUCAGUGUGUUCGGAAUCAUCAUUUGGAAGCCAGCCAGCUCCAAAAAGAUCGUCGAAAAAUGUUUCUUUUUCUGGAACUUUAGAGCACACUAAAGUUUUUGAUAAACGCGUCAAAGAUCUUCAAUUUAAACCAUCAGAUGCUUCUCCGGGUCGAGGAAUUUUAAAAACUCCCACAUCGGCGAAGAAAGUGAAGAAGUCCGUUACUGUUGCUCCUGAAGCCGAAAACGGAAAAGAGAUGGGUCCACCAAAAAAGAGGGUAAAAUUAUCGGAGAAAGUUGCCGUCACAACAGAGCCCGCCGAUGAAGAAAAUACCGAACCUCAAGCUAAAAGUACUGAAGUCAAUGAUGAACCAGUUUUCAAAAAGAAACGAUCAAUUCAGGUGACAAAAUCGGUGAAAGAAAAAUUGCUAACAAUGGAUCGCAAAGAAAGAAAGGCUUUCCUCAAAGAGCUCAAAAUGAAGAAGAAGCCUGAAGCAGCUCGUGCUGAAAAGUGUAAACAAUUAUGGGAAAAAAUUCGAAGUUCAAAAACUCCGACUGCUGAGAAAGACCAAGCUGUUCAUGAGUUAGUCGGACUCGUUAAAGGGCAUGCGGCAAAGUUGAUCUACGCUCAUGACACCAGUCGGGUUAUUGAGUGUCUUGUCUCGACGGAAAGAGAAGGAAUCAUCAAUAUGCUGUUUGACGAAUUGACGCCGGAAAUUGUGAGAAUGUCUAAAAACGUCUACUCAAAAUUCUUUGUCAAAAAAAUGUUGAAAAAUGGCAACAAACAUCAAAGAGAAACUAUCAUCAACGCCUUCAGAGGACAUGCUCCAACACUUUUGAGAAUUCUUCAUGCUGCCGAGGUUCUUGAAUAUGCUUACAACGAUUUUGCCAAUGCGCAUCAGCGUUUCAACAUUAUCUCUGAGUUUUAUGGAAAAGAAUUCAUUUUGUUCAGGCCUGACACCAUCAAAAGCUUGUCGCAAAUUAUUAGCGAGGAGCCCUCAAAGAAGCAAGUCAUCCUAAAACAUCUAGAGGAGACUAUUGAAGCUGUUAGUGGAAAGGAAACUGUUCGUCUUUCAAUCGUCCAUAAGCUCAUGCUCGACUUUUUUGAGAAUUGUGACGAAGAGAAGAGAACUAAUAUGCUUGAUUCGUUAAAGUAUAAGAUUCCUGAAUUCAUUCACACUCCAGAUGGUGCUCGUCUUGCCAUGAAACUCGUGUGGUUUGCCCCGGUGAAAGAGAGAAAGCUUAUCGUCAAAAAUUUCAAAGAUCUUUCUGUUAAAGCUGCUAUGGAACAUUACGGUCAUCGUGUGCUUCUCUCGAUUUUCGAUACCGUUGAUGACACUGUCCUCGUUAACAAGUUUAUAAUUUCGGAACUCUCCAAUGAUAUUAAGCGAUUGGUUGAAGACGAAUGGGGUGAGAAGGUUCUUCAUUAUUUGGUUCAUCCGCGAGAUGGGCGAGGUAUCGAUAAGGCUGAAAUUGCCUUCCUUCAAGAGGGUGAUAAGAAUGCGCACUCGAAAAAGUCGAAGGAAGAUCGCUAUGCUCAGCUCUAUGCAGGAAUCACGGAAUCUCUUUAUGCUUAUCUUGCUGCUAAUUUAGAAGAAUUGAUUUUUGAGAAGAAUAAAUCGAAAUUUGUUGCGGCGUGCCUUGAAACCACUUCCAAAUUCGAUUUAUUCGAUCGCAAAGUGCCAUCGGAAGCUCGGAAAGAAUGCAAUAAGGCGUUCGUCGAAAUUGCCAAAAAAGAUUUCAUUCCAAUGGACCAAGAAGGAUUCCAUAUUAUUGAGCACAACAGCGGCCAUUUCGUUUUGAUGGCUGUUAUGCGGUGUGAUACGGAUCUCCCAGAAGAUGAAAGGCUAUCGAAAGCGCUUGUUGAUGGACUUUCGAAGCAACAACUUGGAUCGUGGAUUUCGUGCAACAAGGGUUGUCAUGUUCUUCUGAAAAUGCUCCAAGUCAGCUCUCAAUCGACCGCUGAAAAGCUAAAAGGAGCGAUUAAUCGUCCAAUAAAGGAGAAUCGUGGGGAAGCGUCUGACGAUGAGCACGUCAUCAAGAUAACCGUGUCCAGUGUAAUGCAGGGCGUCAAAAAGGUGGUGGUUGCGGUGCGCGAGAAGUGCUCGGUGCAAACGCUGAAGUUGGCGAUCGAGAUGGCCACCGAGGUUGCCGUCGACAAACAAAUUCUGCUCUACAAGGGCAAUGAGCUCAAGGAGAACAACGCGACGAUCGCCGAUUACGGCAUCAAAUCGGACGCCGAGAUCACGAUGAACGUGAAAAUGAGCACGGGAUUGUUCACGAAGCCGACGGCGACCGACAUGAUAUUUCUGGUGCCGGCGAUAUUGCCCGACAAUCAAGACCAAUUGCGCAAAACGAUCAAAACAAUGAAUAGUGUGAGUCGAAAGCCGAAGAAGAUGAGCGGCGUCGAUGAGAACGCGAAAAUCUGGACGCCCGAGAAGCAGCUCGAAGCCGAAUUGACGAGGAAUCGAAUGAAGACGUUGUUGCGACGCAAAAAGGGACCCAAUCAUUUGUCGAGCACGCCGGUUGAGACGCCGGAAACGCCAAGCGCUCAAUAUUCGCCGGUGUCGACGCCGCCGCCGGAGGCCGCGCAUGCCUCCGGCAGCAGCUCGAAUGUUAGCGCGGACGCUGAGCGCGUCAUCACCGACAAGGAGCUCAAGCUCUUCUUCGAUCCUCCCGAAUCCUAUGAGGAAUAUAAGCGAAAUCGUCGGAUAUUGUAUUUGCCGCCGAAAAAUGAGCAAGAGCUUCUCAACUAUAACAAGAAGUUCGCCGAGGAUCGAAAAACGAAAUGCAAUGCGUGCUUCAAAAAGUUGUCGGCCGCACAACAGACGAUGGUGUGCAAAUGUCGGCGCAUCUUCUGCGAUGCUCAUCGCUUGCCGGCUCAACAUUUGUGCAAAAUCGAUUAUAAGCAGGAUGGACGAUUCAAACUGAAAAAGGAUUCAUCAAAAGUUGGAAGCGGCGGAGCGCGAAAAGCGAAAUUCUCAAAUUCGACGUCGGAAAAAUCAAAGAAAACGGGAUAUUAUGAUAUGUAG
Caenorhabditis bovis is the source of this 3144-nucleotide messenger RNA. NCBI's taxonomy places the organism in Eukaryota, Metazoa, Nematoda, Chromadorea, Rhabditida, Rhabditidae. The record is from the annotation of a GenBank genome assembly.